AGAGAGCAAUAUAUGACAGCAUAGUAGUCACUGUCAGUACUAUCGCAUGUGUCUGCAUGGCUACCACGGAUGUAAACAUAUGUCCUAGUGAGGAGAUGAGGACUCUCUCUCUCAGUAGCCAUGUUGGUUUUGACAGUCUUCCUGAUCAGCUGGUCAGCAAAUCAGUGAGUCAAGGAUUCAGCUUCAACAUCCUCUGCGUAGGUGAAACUGGGAUUGGCAAAUCAACUCUGAUGAACACACUUUUUAACACAACUUUUGAGACUGAAGAAGCCAGCCACUUCCAGAAUAGGGAGCAUUUACAUCCAAGAACUUACAACCUACAGGAAAGCAAUGUGGAUUUGCAGCUGACCAUUGUAGAUACUGUGGGAUUUGGGGACCAGGUCAAUAAAGAAGAAAAUUAUAAACCUAUUGGGGAUUACAUUGAUGCCCAGUUUGAAAAUUUCCUAGAAGAGGAGCUUAAAAUAAAACGUUCCCUUUACAACUAUCAUGAUUCACGCAUCCACAUGUGCCUCUACUUUAUCGCUCCCACUGGUCACACAUUGAAAUCUCUGGACUUAGUCACUAUGAAGAAAUUGGAUAGUAAGGUCAACAUUAUUCCCAUCAUUGCGAAGGCAGACACUAUUUCCAAGAGCGAGCUUCAAAAAUUUAAGAUCAAGAUCAUGAGUGAACUGGUCAGCAACGGUGUUCAGAUUUACCAGUUCCCAACAGAUGAUGAAGCUGUGGCAGAAAUAAACUCUUCCAUGAAUGCACACCUCCCAUUUGCAGUGGUUGGAAGCAGUGAAGAGGUUAAGAUUGGGAACAAAAUGGUGCGAGCCAGAGAGUAUCCAUGGGGUGUGGUACAGGUGGAGAACGAGAGUCACUGUGACUUCGUAAAACUGAGAGAGAUGCUAAUUCGGGUCAACAUGCUGGACCUGAGGGAGCAGACCCAUGCCAGACACUAUGAGCUGUACCGCCGCUGCAAACUAGAGGAGAUGGGCUUUAAAGACACUGACCCUGACAAUGAGCCAUUCAGUCUACAGGAGACAUAUGUGACCAAGAGGAGAGAGUUUAUUGGGGAGCUACAACUCAAGGAGGAGCAGAUGAGACAGAUGUUUGUCAACAAAGUAAAGGAGACAGAGGCAGAGCUAAAAGAAAAAGAAAGAGAGCUGCACGAAAGGUUUGAGAUGCUAAAACGGACGCAUCAGGAGGAGAAGAGGAACCUGGAGGAGAAGCGUAGAGAUUUAGAGGAAGAGAUGAACACCUUCAACAGGAGGAAAGUGGCUGCUGAAACACUACAGUCUUUUCAAAGCUCCUCUGCUGUCAAAAAAGACAAAGAGAAGAAAACUUGAUUGACCAUCCAAGGAAAAUCAGUAUCUGCUGUUUAUUUGACCAGUUGUACCAGAUUUCCGUGCUUUUUUUGUGGGAGCUGAUGAUGGUUCUAUGUAGCACACAGUUCAGUCUAUAAUACAUUACGUCAGUUGUGAUUUAGUUUGGGACUAUGUGAAGGUACAAUGAUGAAUAGCGUACCUGGUUGUUCUUGAUCAACACUUUUCUUCCAUAAACAUGAAUCUCUCUGUUUAAACAUUUUCUUGGGGCUGAGUCAAAGAAAGAAAAUACUCAUUUAUGUAAGGCAUUAUAUUAACAGAGAUUUUAGAUUUUUUUUUAUUGGUUUUUCUUGAUCACUGGAAUCUUGUCACUGAUAUUAAUACAUAACUUGACUAUGGUAACUGGAUUGUUAUAACAUUUAGAUUUUUAGAUUUGAAUAUAUUUUCCUCUAAGUACAUUACAAGAUGAAUUAUUUUAUACUACACAGGAUAAUGCUAUUGUAACUAUUUUUGUUUUUCUUUUGGCUUACCAUUGGUACAAAAAUGUGAAUGUAUAUUUUUCAGUUUAAAAUAAAAAGUAUGUUCUGAUUAUUUUUACUAUUUGCUUUAUUUUAUUAUUCACCUCUCUGCAAGAGCCAGAGAUUAUACAUUAUAAACAGUAUAUAUUUUUGUGGAUUUGAUGUUUGUUUACUGUCUAGAAUAUUUAGAACUAUAAAUUUGCUAAAAGUUCACUAUAUUUAGUAUAUCGUUUUUGUAAUGAACUUAAAAAGGGGGCACAGUUUUGCAACUGAUGUAUAUUUAUGAAAGUUUCAACCUCAUCAAAACUUCUCUUUAAUUAAAUAAUUUUUUGACUUC
Myxocyprinus asiaticus (Chinese sucker) is the source of this 2159-nucleotide messenger RNA. Its product is annotated as septin-8-B. The transcript is spliced from 10 exons. Gene Ontology annotation, cellular component: septin ring; microtubule cytoskeleton; septin complex. The coding region runs from base 57 to 1328 and encodes 423 amino acids. Gene Ontology annotation, molecular function: GTPase activity; molecular adaptor activity; GTP binding. Gene Ontology annotation, biological process: cytoskeleton-dependent cytokinesis. The record is from RefSeq and is a predicted model, not a curated record. NCBI's taxonomy places the organism in Eukaryota, Metazoa, Chordata, Actinopteri, Cypriniformes, Catostomidae.